AUGACCAAUUUAAGAUUUGCGACCUUCUCGUCCGACGUCGAACUUCCUUUCUGGAUGAAUCUCGCGUCGCGAAAGGUCGACGUCGAUCGAUUAGAUGAAUCUGCUCAAGCGCUGCGUGGGUUUUACGAAAUUCGGCCCAGUGACCCACCGGAAGCGUCUUGUCGUAUGCAGCUCCAUGGCAGUGCACUGAACGGCGAUAUGUCUGUACGUCACCAGUGGUUUGAUAGGAUUCAGCUGAAUUCCGAUAUUAAGAAGUACAAAUUCACAUAUCUCUUCGCAUUUCCUGCACUGCACUCGGACCCAGCAUGGCAUGUAAUGCCUUACGUAGAUACGGACGGCAAUGCCAAUGUACAUCGGACAGCCGUUGAGAUCAUUUCUCACCUCACAAUCCCAGAGGCGACGUCUCUGACAGCCGCAGUUGAAACCUGGCGGUCGAGUGUGGACUCAGGCCAGCGUGGGUUUUUUCUUGCGAAAAGACAUCCGAUGCAUCCGAACUCGAAGGAAACACCCACCACGACCCCCUCCAAUCAACCUCUGCCAGAGUAUGAAAACGAAGUCAACUGGACAAUAGGUUCUCUACGCUCCUUCGAGAACGGGUUUUUUGACGGCGUCCCUGAAUCUGAUCGCUUCAUUUCCUUCGCAGAUCCAUCCACAUAUCCCUCUCAUCCGGGUUGGAUGCUACGGAAUCUACUCGUAUUGAUUCGACGACGGUGGAAACUGCAAAUGGUUCAAAUCUUGUGUUACAGAGACGUCCAAGGACAAGGGCAGCGCGCAAGAAGUCUAGUCGUACCGCUUAGGAUGUCAUCGCCAGGCACCGAAGCGACACCAGAGACAGAUCCAGACAGGUUGCCCAAAGUCACUGGCUGGGAACAGAACAGCGCAGGCAAGUUGAUAAACAAAGCAGCGAACCUUGGAGAAUACAUGAAUCCGCAUCGUUUGGCAGAUCAGGCUGUUGAUCUCAAUUUGAAAUUGAUGAAAUGGCGAAUUGCGCCGAAGCUUAAUCUUGAAAGGAUCAAAAACACUAGGUGUCUGUUGCUAGGUGCUGGAACGCUCGGGAGCUAUGUUUCACGCAAUUUAAUGGGAUGGGGCGUUAGAAAAAUUACCUUCGUCGACAAUGGGAGCGUCUCUUUUUCUAAUCCAGUGCGACAACCACUCUUUACGCACAGUGACUGCUUGAAUGGUGGCGUUAAGAAAGCAACCCGGGCGGCCGAGAGUCUCAAAGAGAUUUACCCCAGCGUUGAUUCUCAGGGUUUCGUACUCUCGGUACCAAUGGCAGGACACCCUAUCAUGGAUGCAAUCAAAGUUAAGCAGGACUUUGAAAGGCUUCAAGCGUUGAUCGAAGCGCACGACGCAUUAUUCCUAUUGAUGGAUACUAGAGAAAGUCGUUGGCUGCCAACGGUAAUAGGCAAAGCCUCUGACAAGAUCGUUAUGAACGCAGCACUCGGCUUUGAUUCUUACGUUGUGAUGCGUCACGGUAGGAAAAGCUCAAUAUUAGACCAUAAGGAACUUGGGUGUUACUUUUGUAACGAUGUAGUCGCUCCAGCCGACUCGAUGGCAGACCGAACCUUAGAUCAACAAUGCACUGUAACUCGCCCUGGAAUAGCACCUAUCGCGUCAGCGUUGCUUGUUGAGCUUUUCGUAGGCCUGCUGCAGCAUCCAUUGGGCGCUUCAGCUACAGCUGUAGAAAACCCCGCCGUUGGUCAUGCGGAUCAGCCUCUAGGCAUUGUUCCCCACCAAAUUCGUGGGUUUCUUGCCGAUUAUCGCAAUGUGCUCAUCAAUGGUAAAAGUUACGAAAAUUGCAGUGCAUGUUCCCCAAGGGUGACCAAUGCAUACACCGAUAAAGGAUGGAGUUUUGUCAAGCGAGCUCUUGAAGAAACGGGUUAUGUCGAGGAGUUGAGUGGCCUUGCGGAAGUACUUCAGCUCGUUCUUUUGGCAAUGAAACGAAGCGUGCAGCGUCAAGCCGAGGUGGCAAUAAAGGAGAUGGAGGCUGCAGAAGCGAGCGAUUUUGAAGACGAGGAGGGCGAACUUCUGUGA
Bacidia gigantensis is the source of this 2034-nucleotide messenger RNA. RefSeq lists its product as uncharacterized. The record is from RefSeq and is a predicted model, not a curated record. Gene Ontology annotation, cellular component: cytoplasm; phagophore assembly site. Gene Ontology annotation, biological process: protein modification by small protein conjugation; C-terminal protein lipidation; autophagosome assembly. Lineage: Eukaryota; Fungi; Ascomycota; Lecanoromycetes; Lecanorales; Ramalinaceae. Gene Ontology annotation, molecular function: Atg8 activating enzyme activity; Atg12 activating enzyme activity. Bases 1 to 2034 code for a protein of 677 amino acids. The transcript is spliced from 6 exons.